AUGGCCUCGCAGCCGUACUCGGACCAGGUGAUAUUGGCUCCUCCCCUUCCAGCUCGUGCGUUUCACUCAACCGGGUUUGAGGUCACUGACCCGUCUCAAAUGCGAGGUCUGAAAGGACCGCUACCAGGUCGUCGGAGCAAGCUUGAUUGUGCGGUUGUGCCGCGAUCUCAGUUCCGAGCGCGGUCGUAUUUGGUGAUAGAUGCGCAUCUCAACACCCUGAACUAUAAUCAGGAGCUUCAGGUCUUCAAUCAUUUGGCCAGCAUCACUAAAGAGCACUCCGGUCGGUUUCACGUCCGACAGCUCAAAGACUCAUUUAAUAUGAAGAGCCGCAAUAGCGAAACACGACUUUUUCGUUAUGGCACCUCUAAGCAUAAGUAUCUCCACUCGAAUCAGUUGCGUAUUGCUGUUAUUGACGAUUCGAUUCUUCCCAAGGUAAAAGAAGACGAGAUCCGUAGUCCAUCUGCGAAGAAGCAGGUCGGCGAUACUAUGAUCUAUGCCUCACGGUACAUAUUGGAUAGCGCAAGCGCUCUCGUCAUCAGUAACUUCGGGCACGCACGCAUAGGCAACAAACACGGUGGCAAUGCUGUGCUCGUUCCAUACCAAGCCCCUGAACGAUGCCGUGGCUACGUGGAGUUUACGGCUCUUGACUUUCCUGAGCCCGAAGUUAUAUUUGGAAUCGACGACAAGAAUUCAGAAGAGCUGAAUGACGCCCGCCCUCUUGCAGCCAUGACCGCCCUCCUUGGCCCGCCACCAUCCGAAGUCCUCACAAGGGCAAGCAAGUACUGGGAUCUUGACGGCAGGAAAAUAAAAGGGGCUUGUCCUACUACCGGCGGUACCUAA
Messenger RNA from Drepanopeziza brunnea f. sp. 'multigermtubi' MB_m1, 840 nucleotides. The record is from RefSeq and is a predicted model, not a curated record. NCBI's taxonomy places the organism in Eukaryota, Fungi, Ascomycota, Leotiomycetes, Helotiales, Drepanopezizaceae.